Messenger RNA from Dunckerocampus dactyliophorus (ringed pipefish), 4937 nucleotides. Its product is annotated as ankyrin repeat and SOCS box protein 9-like. NCBI's taxonomy places the organism in Eukaryota, Metazoa, Chordata, Actinopteri, Syngnathiformes, Syngnathidae. Gene Ontology annotation, molecular function: protein binding. The coding region runs from base 523 to 1446 and encodes 307 amino acids. The record is from RefSeq and is a predicted model, not a curated record. Gene Ontology annotation, biological process: positive regulation of protein catabolic process; protein ubiquitination; intracellular signal transduction. The transcript is spliced from 7 exons.
AUCUGAAUGCCAGUAAAAUGACUAUUUAUUAUUUCAAUGUGACCUUAAUAGUCCUUUGUAAAAACAAUACAAAACCCACCAAUUGUAAAAUAGUACAAAUAAAUGAUAAAACAUAAAAGGCUACUGCACUUGGAGCUCCAUUUCAAGAAUGAGUGUGUAGAAUGUUAGUUUUCACUCUGCUUGUAUGUUUCAACUUUUUGUUUUCUUUUAAAGGCCACUAAAGUUUUCUAAACACAUCUUUGGUGUCAAAUGUCAAAAAUUCCAACCUGUUUAGCAAGGCUGCGUUGGCUAAGACACACCCACAACAUUGAGGCAGCUUGCUUCCUGGAGGGCAAAUUGCUGCUCUAAAGAGGAAAUGACAUCACAGUGCUGAGCGAGCUGCCACAAACACACACACACACACACAGAGAGAGAACAAAAUGAAGACCAGAUGUAUUUCAGGCAUGCUUCCACUUUGACACUGGAAUACAGAAGAGAGACAGGAAAAGAGCAGAAAAACAAGUUUAGUGGCAAGGACAAAUUAUGUCAGGCGGACGUGGAGAGACACCGCCGGGCAGUCAAAGUGGAGCUGCUGCUUUCUUCUCCAAUCCUCUGAUGAGUGACGUCGAAGCAGACUGGGCUCCGAUUCACGAUGCUGCAUUUAACGGACGCGUCCUUAACCUGCAGAGGCUCAUUGCUCAGGGUGCACGUGUGAACUUGAGCACACUGGACCACGUCACCCCCCUCCACGGCGCGUGUAUGCGGGGCCAUGCAGCCUGCGCUAAGCUUCUGCUGCAAAAUGGUGCUGAUGUCAACAGUGUGACGUUAAACGGACAAACGGCACUGUCGGAAGCUUGCGCCCGGGGUCAUGUGACCUGCGUAUCGCUGCUCCUUCAGCAUGGAGCGAGCACGUUGGGGAGCACCCGGUGCAGCUCCCCGAUGCACAUGGCUGCAGGCAAAGGUUACCCGGAAUGCAUCCAGUCCCUCGCCGAGCACGGCGCUGACCUGGAUCAUAACGUCGACGACUCAGGCGCCCCCCUCCAUGUGGCGUGCUCCAAUCAGCAGCUGACUACUGUGAAGAAACUGCUUCAUCUUGGUGCUAGUGCAAACAGUCGUGGUUCAGGUGACUCACCCCUGCACAUCGCUGCUCGUCUGUCCAGUCCAGACAUGGUGUCGGUCCUGCUCAGCCACGGGGCGGACGCCUCCCUGCGGAACCUGGAGGGCAAACAGCCUCUGGACCUGGCGCCCCCCAACAGUGUGGUAGAGAGGCUGCUCAAGCAAAGUGGAGGAGUGCCCCCGCUGAUGCAGCUGUGCCGCCUGCACAUCAGGAGGACUUUAGGCAAGGAGAGACUGGUUAGGAUUUUUGACCUUCACCUUCCCACAGAACUCAAACACUAUCUUCUCCACCUGUCACACCAGAGAGAGGUGCAGUCCUCUACUCUGCCAACAGAGGGAGUGCUUACAUAAUAUUUGAAGCUGAUUUCACUGAGCGGAGCCUCUGCAGACUAACUUGAUUCUCAAGAGCAAACUGGAAAAGAGAAGUGUGUUUUCUAGUCAAAGUCAAAGCAGGGAAAGUCUGGUGAAGGUCAACGUCGGUCCUCAGCCAAAAAUUGUGUAUUCAUGAGUUGGCACACGCUUAGUUUCUCCACUGCUUUCAUUUCACCUUGUUGAUUCCCUCCUUAACAUAUUCAAUAUUCUUUCUCUUUUGCUGUAUAUUCUUUUUCUGACCAAACUUGACAACGUAAAGUAGUGCAUCCUGGGAUAGAUAGAAGUCACUCAGGUUCACCUCAAAGAGAACGGAAUGAGGAAGGUGACCCGCGCACCUAAAUUGUUAAGCAAGAGAGUUCGACAGCAACCUUUAACUCAUUCAAUACCAAAGACGUAUUUAUGCAUCUGUAUAAACCCAAACGCCCACUCCCAAAGACAUAGUUAUACGUCUUUUACGUUUUGUUUUUUUUUGCACGAGAAGCAAAAAGAGGUGAUGACGCGACUGCACACUAAUGGAUGUCACCCUUUGAGCAGUUUUAAGCGAUCGAAGCAGCCAGAAGGUGGCAGAAGUGCAUUUGAUAAGAGCGCCGCAUCUGAAUGGGAAUGGAAAAAACAUACAUGACAGAAAGGAGGAAGUGGAAGAACGUGGAGGAGUGUAGCGUGUAAACAGCCGUCACCAAAUGGCGGUCCUGGGUCCGGACCCUUGAUCAAUUGAAUGGGAAACAUAAUUACAUAUAAUCAUUCUCGCAGACCGAUCGCAGCGGCAAUUUGCGGGCGUAAUUACUUGUAGGGUGAUGUGCCGGGUUUCAUUACAUUUGAUAUUUAUAUCAGAUCGUCUGUUGGACGCAAUUUAAGGCACAAUAAAGGUUUGGACCUUCGCUGUGAAAAACAACCUCAUAAACAGACCUUACUCAGUUUUAAUUGAAGAACCCUGGUGUAGAAGGUUACGCAUUGUAGGGAAAUUUUAAUGCAUGCAGCCAAACGCGUGCACACAGUUCAGUUCCAAAUGUGAAAAUUGUAAGUAGUUCAUGGUGUUAUAUUUGUAAAUAAAUUGUUAUUUUGAUGUAAACAACCCUUUUUGUGUUGUUUAUGUUAUGGUAUACAAGUAGUUGCUUAGAUAUUUGAGCUGUCACAAAAGCAAAACAAAAAAAGUGUCAAAGUGAAAGUUAUGCUUGAAAUGUAUCUUUUUACAAAAAGCUGGUUUUCUCCCUUUUUAGUCGGGUACUGAUAUUUUCCUGAAACUAUGUUCUACUGCUGAUUACUAAAGAAUGGAAAAAGGUAGAAACAAAGUCUUUUGGUAGGUUCCAUGUUUAUAUAGCCAUAGAACACAAUAUUCUGUGUACCCUGAAAGAUCAGUUAAAAUCAUGUAAAAUGGCCGGUACUGAAGGGGUUGUCUUUUAAAAAAUGGCUGGGAUUGAAUGAGUUAAGUACUGUACUUUAAUCCAAAAGCUGUAUUUUCAUGUAAAACUAUGACAGGACAGGGGUUUAAAAAAACAACAACAACAAAAAAAAAAGUAAAACUAUGGCAUCAAAAUUUGUGAAAUACAACAGACUGAUUGGAUAUAUUUUAUUUAAUUUUUAUCCCCACCAAAUAUAAAAUGAACUGGUUGCAACAUUACUGCUGUUUUGUGUUUUUAAGGUCUUCAAUGACUACACAGUGGUCGCAACAAUAGCUACUAUUGUUUUUAUUAUAUACAUGUCACUAAACAAGGUCAUCAGACUAUUAGAAACAGCUCUCGAUAGCCGCUUUUACACUGCCUAUAAAAGCCCUCACUGUUUUUCAUAAAUGGCACAGACACAGAAUGGUUGGAACAAGUCACCCCCCAAAUAUUGUGCCUUGAUGCUGUGUCACUGUGUGAAAGAGCACGCACUUGCUGCAAUAUCCCACUUCACUGGGUUCUGUAUAAAAAGCACAAGCAAACAAAUGUCAGCUCUACUGUUACAGCUCUGAGGCAGUUUUGUGAGUGAUACUUCAGGGGACCGGGUAGGGUGCCUUGAGGAAUACCAAAGCCAAACCUACCUUUCACACUGCCAGUAAAAAGUCAGGAUGUUUCUGCCUUCUUUCAGGUCGCUAUUCUGUAUAAACGGCACAAGCGGAUAAAUACCGGUUCAAUUACAGCCUUCAGGUAGUUUUUUAGUGACCCUUCUAAGGAAGCAUGGGACAGGGUAUGGUGCCUUGGGGAAAACAGGGCUAACACCACUUUUCACACCGCCUGUAAAAGCCAGCAUUUUUAUGUUUAUAAGAGGUACACAAUUUUUACUACAUUAGAAUAUAGUCUUUACAGAGUAAUUCCUCACUUAUUGCGGUUACUGUAAUUGGUUCCAAACCCAACAGUGAUAAGUGAAUCUUCGCAAAGUAGGAUUCCUUCUUUAUAAAACCAACAUUUGCGUAGUUAAGAGCAUAAAAAACCUUCAAAAUACGGCUUUUAACAUUUUUAGAGACCUCUAAAAAUGGGGGGGGGUAUAAAGUACUUCAUCUUUCUUCAAAAACAACAUUUCAUCCACUCCAGCACUGCACUCAUUCAUUUUGUAUUGAUCCCCUUUCCCAGUUUGGACUAAAUGAGCACGUCUUCACAGACUGCAUGUGGGCUGGAGGUCAACCUAACAUUGAAGCAUGUUUUGAUGUGAUGUAAAAUCAAUUUAAUUGAGUAGCUUGUGGCUCCUAGAGCUGCCCGGAGAAUGACAAAGUGUAGAAUUAGUGAUGUAGGAACAUAUCAUGUGGUGAUAAAUGCGUCUGGGGAAAAAUGACGGUGUCACUCCCGCUCCGCUCCACCUUCAUCUCGUUGGUGUUGCACGCAAUGUGCACUUAGCGCACACUUACUCUCUAGAGAACCAACCUCUACUAACUUUCGAAGAUAUUUACCACCCAAAUGGUCUAAAACGCACCCGAAGCAGGUGUUACGUGCAGAAAAGUUGGAAGAAUGCCGUGAAACAAAAGAACCAUCUGAAGAGUUGAAACUAAAGUAGGUUAGACUAAAGUAGGUUAGACAACACAGGUCCCCCAACAACCUUGUAAUCAACAUUGCAUCAGUUUGUCAUUAUUGCCUGAAUCAUUGCAAUCAUCACUGGAGCGUGUUUGGAUAGCACAACACCGCACUACAUGCUUAUAAACCAAACUGUGAUCGCUCCUCGUGUCCUGAUUGCUUGGAUCUUGUUAUAGAUAUCGUGGAUAGUCAAUAGGCUACAAGGAAGUGUGUGUGUGUGUGUGUGUGCGUGUGUACUAAUUACUUGUGUAUAUUUAGUGGGCCGGUGUUAGCUAAUUAAAAGAAAUGGAGACACAGAGAUCUCCUGUGGCUCCUCGCUCUCGGUGUGGAGAGCUUCGGCUCCAACAUAACCGUGUUUUCAAUUAGACACAGGCGGCUGAAUGUGCUUCUUCUUCAAGAGAGCGCCUGAACAAAAUUUGUUUUUCUGACAAUUUUAUUUUAAUAUCUGCAGUAGAAUAUCUUAUAAAAUAUUGUACGAUAUGCUCA